Carlito syrichta (Philippine tarsier) is the source of this 1905-nucleotide messenger RNA. It is a transcript of the gene LSR, whose product is annotated as lipolysis stimulated lipoprotein receptor. Lineage: Eukaryota; Metazoa; Chordata; Mammalia; Primates; Tarsiidae. Bases 1 to 1803 code for a protein of 600 amino acids. The record is from RefSeq and is a predicted model, not a curated record. The transcript is spliced from 10 exons. Gene Ontology annotation, biological process: establishment of blood-brain barrier; tricellular tight junction assembly. Gene Ontology annotation, cellular component: tricellular tight junction; plasma membrane.
AUGUACCUGCCGCUUCAGCCCUACGGGUCUAUGAAAUGGGCAUGGUUAUCCAUUUCCCUGAGCUCACAGCGGUCCCUGCUGACUCCUCUCUUGCCCUCAGCCCCUGCCAGCGCCGUCCAGGUGACCGUGUCAGACCCCUUCCACGUGGUGAUCCUCUUCCAGCCUGUGACCCUGCCCUGCACCUACCAGCUGACCACGACCCCCACACCACCCAUCGUAAUCUGGAAGUACAAGUCUUUCUGCCGGGACCGAGUCGCUGACGCCUUCUCCCCAGCCAGCGUUGACAACCAGCUCAAUGCCCAGCUGGCAGCUGGCAACCCAGGCUACAACCCCUACGUGGAGUGCCAGGACAGCGCGCGUACCGUCAGGGUAGUGGCCACCAAGCAGGGCAAUGCUGUGACCCUGGGAGAGUACUACCAGGGCCGCAGGAUCACCAUCACAGGAAAUGCCGACCUGACCUUUGACCAGACGGCGUGGGGGGACAGUGGUGUAUAUUACUGCUCCGUGGUCUCGGCCCAGGACCUCCAGGGAAACAAUGAGGCCUACGCAGAGCUCAUCGUCCUUGGCAAUUCCUCAGGGGUAGCUGAGCUCUUACCUGGUUUUCAGGCGGGGCCCUUGGAAGACUGGCUCUUCGUGGUCAUAGUCUGCCUGGCAGUGUUCCUCGUCUUCCUUCUCCUGGGCAUCUGCUGGUGUCAGUGCUGCCCGCACACCUGCUGCUGUUAUGUCAGAUGCCCCUGCUGUCCCGAGAAGUGCUGCUGUCCCGAGGCCCUGUAUGCCGCCGGCAAAGCAGCCACCUCAGGCGUCCCAAGCAUCUAUGCCCCCAGCACGUACGCCCACCUCUCCCCUGCCAAGACCCCGCCGCCACCAGCCAUGAUUUCCAUGGGCCCUGUCUACAACGGGUACCCCGGAGGGUACCCCGGAGACUUCGACAGGAAUAGCUCAGUUGCCGGCCACAGCUCCCAGGUACCCCUGCUUCGUGACACAGACAGCAGUGUGACCUCUGAAGUCCGUAGCGGCUAUAGGAUUCAGGCCAGUCAGCAGGACGACUCCAUGCGCGUUUUGUAUUACAUGGAAAAAGAGCUGGCCAACUUUGACCCCUCUCGACCUGGCCACCCCAACGGCCGUGUGGAACGGGCCAUGAGUGAAGUCACCUCCCUCCAUGAGGACGACUGGCGAUCCCGGCCUUCCCGGGGCCCUGCCCUCGCCCCCAUCCGGGAUGAGGAGUGGGGUCGCCAUUCCCCCCGGAGUCCCAGGAAGUGGGAGCAAGAGCCCCUCAGGGAGCAGCCAGGAGCUGGCUGGCGGGCAGGGCGGCCCCGCGCCCGCUCUGUGGACGCUCUGGAUGACUUUGCCCGGCCAGGCUCGGCCGAGUCAGGGAGCAGGUCCCCCCCAGGCAGUGGGAGGAGAGGCCGGGCUUGCGCACCCCCACGAAGCCGCAGCCGCGAUGACCUCUACGACCAAGACGACUCCAGGGACUCCCCGCACGCCCGGGAUCCCCCCUACGACGACUUCCGGCCCAGGGACCGCCCUCAUGCGGACCCCAGGCCCCACUACCACCGGUCCCGGGACCCUCGGGACAAUGGCUCCAGGUCCGGGGACGCCCAGUAUGACAGGCGGCUGCUAGAAGAGGCCUUGAGGAAAAAGGGGUCAGGGGACAGGAGGAGGCCUUGCAGAGAGGAAGAGGAAGAAGCGGAGGCCCGCUAUCCUCCAGCACCCCCCCCUUACUCCGAGACCGACUCCCAGGCGUCACGAGAGCGGAGGCUCAAGAAGAACUUGGCCCUGAGUCGGGAGAGUUUAGUCGUCUGACCUCGGGCUUUGUCUGUAGCUUUUGUACUUUUUUUCUUAAUUUGAGGGAGUGUUGGUGAAGCUCUUCCCCUCCCGAGUCUAAUAAAACUUAUAAUCACACGG